AUACAAGGAUGUUGAGGGUGUGGUGAAGAUCGAGGAGGUGAACGGCGAGGAGCUGGUGAAGAAGUUUGCGGAGGAGAUGGAGGAGAUGCUCGGGAGGAAGAUGAAAUCUGUUAAGAGUUUAGCAGAAUCAGCCGAGGAUGCUGAUCUUUUCCACGAGUACAAUGAAACACUAGAGUUUGACUAUUAUAACUCCAUGCUGAUCAACACGGUGGACGAGGACGGGAACCCGGUACCACUCGGUGGAGAAUUCGCACUGGAGCAAAAUGAACAUUUCAGUAAACUGGCAGUCAACACGCAGCAGAGUAACAUACAAGUUCCUACAAAUGUCUACAACAGAGAUCCAGAUAUCGUUAAUGGAGUGUAUAUGUCUGAGGCUCUGAAUGACAUCUUCAUCGAAAACUUCCAGAAAGAUCCGACUCUCACCUGGCAGUACUUUGGCAGCGCUACGGGCUUCUUCAGGCUGUAUCCAGGAAUUCAGUGGAUUCCCGAUGAAAACGGUGUGGUCACAUUUGAUUGCAGAAACAGAAACUGGUAUAUCCAAGCAGCCACUUCUCCUAAAGAUGUAAUAAUCGUGGUGGAUGUAAGCGGAAGCAUGAAGGGACUCCGGCUGACGAUAGCCAAACACACCAUCAACACAAUCCUGGACACACUGGGAGAGAAUGACUUUGUUAACAUCAUAGCUUACAGUGACUACGUUCGCUACGUGGAGCCCUGCUUCAAGGGAACGCUAGUCCAGGCCGAUCUGGAUAACAGAGAGCAUUUCAAGCUUUUGGUGGAAGAGCUUCACGUCAAAGGAGAAGGCAAAGUGAAAAAUGCAAUGAUGGAGUCUUUUAAGAUCCUGAAUGAGGCUGCCGCUCUGGGGCAGGGCAGCCUGUGUAACCAGGCCAUCAUGCUGAUAACAGACGGAGCCAUGGAGGAUUUCCAGGAGGUUUUUGAGAAGUUUAACUGGCCAGAACGACGGGUUCGAGUGUUCACCUAUCUCAUUGGACGCGAGAUGACAUUUGCAGAAAAUGUGAAAUGGAUCGCCUGCAACAACAAGGGUUACUACACACACAUCUCCACGCUGGCCGACGUCCAGGAAAAUGUUAUGGAGUACCUCCAUGUCCUCAGCCGGCCAAUGGUCAUCAACCACGAUCACGAUAUCAUCUGGACAGAGGCUUAUAUGGACAGUGUGUUUCCAAAUAAAGACGAGCUGUUCAACACUCAGGCACAGAGCCUGCUCCUCAUGACCUCAGUAGCCAUGCCGGUGUUCAGCAAGAAGCAGGAGACCCUGUCUCAUGGGAUUCUACUGGGAGUCGUAGGAACUGACGUGGCCUUGAAAGAGCUGAUGAGAUUAGCUCCGAGAUACAAGCUGGGUGUCCAUGGUUACGCCUACCUCAUCACCAAUAACGGCUACAUCCUCUCUCAUCCCGACCUGCGACCUCUGUAUAAAGAGGGGAAGAAACUGAAGCCUAAACCCAACUACAACAGUGUCGAUCUGUCAGAGGUGGAAUGGGAAGACACUGAGGAGAAACUGAGGACAGCCAUGGUUAAAGGAGAAACCGGAACGCUGUCGUUAGACGUGAGAACUUCAGUAGAUAAAGGAACAAGAGUGAUGUUUUUGAGGAAUGAAUACUUUUACACUGUCAUCAAUGAGACACCGUUCAGCCUCGGUAUCGUGUUGAGUCGGGGAUACGGACAGUAUAUCUUCAUAGGAAAUGUCUCGGUUGAGGAGGGUCUCCAUGACUUGCUGGCUCCAGAUCUGACUAUAGCCACCGAGUGGACUUAUUGUGAGACAGACAUUGACCCAGCACAUCGCAAGCUGAGCCAGCUCCAAGCUGUGGUACAAUAUCUCACUGGCAAAGAACCAGAUCUGGAGUGUGAUGUGGAGUUGCUGCAACAAACUCUAUUUGACGCUGUGGUUACGGCUCCUAUGGAAGCUUACUGGACCGCCCUGAUGCUCAACACAUCCGGCAUGGAUGACGGAGUAGAAACAGCUUUCCUGGGGACCCGCUCAGGCUUGAUGAGAUUCCAGAGGUACACCGGUAUUGAGAAGAGAGUUGGCAAGUCUUUCCUGACCUCCAAAGACAAGGAGAAUAUGUUCACGUUGGAUCAUUUCCCAGUGUGGUACCGCAGAGCAGCUGAGUACCCAGCUGGACAGUUUCUAUACUACAUGCCCAGACAGGAGACGAGAGGGAGGAUUGUGAUCGCCACCACUGCUGUCACAGUGACGGUGGGCAAGAAAACUGCCAUCGCAGGAGAUGUGCUGUUUGUGCUCGUUGUGGAUGUGGCUCAGACUCAGGCCGCCCCGGUGAUGAUGCUUGCGGUCGUUUUUCUUAAAGAUGACUCCAAUGAUUAA
This is a messenger RNA of Stegastes partitus (bicolor damselfish), 2338 nucleotides long. RefSeq names its product voltage-dependent calcium channel subunit alpha-2/delta-4-like. The record is from RefSeq and is a predicted model, not a curated record. Gene Ontology annotation, cellular component: voltage-gated calcium channel complex. Gene Ontology annotation, molecular function: voltage-gated calcium channel activity. The transcript has 26 exons. Bases 77 to 2338 code for a protein of 753 amino acids. NCBI's taxonomy places the organism in Eukaryota, Metazoa, Chordata, Actinopteri, Pomacentridae.